This is a messenger RNA of Pollicipes pollicipes, 2299 nucleotides long. Its product is annotated as muscle LIM protein Mlp84B. The record is from RefSeq and is a predicted model, not a curated record. Gene Ontology annotation, cellular component: cytoplasm; Z disc; nucleus. Gene Ontology annotation, molecular function: actinin binding; structural constituent of muscle. Gene Ontology annotation, biological process: sarcomere organization; muscle tissue development. Lineage: Eukaryota; Metazoa; Arthropoda; Thecostraca; Pollicipedomorpha; Pollicipedidae. The coding region runs from base 157 to 1647 and encodes 496 amino acids. The transcript is spliced from 12 exons.
ACGACGCGCCGGCCGCCGCCUAUUUUUACCGCGUGACUUCAGGAUAUAUUUUUGAUUUGGAAGUCGAACAGGCGCUGCGCCUGGAGGCAUUGGCCGCAGUCAGAGUGAGCAGCCUCAGCCGCCGGCACGUCUUCUGGACUCCGCCGCCACCCAGCCAUGCCGUUCAAGCCGCCAGAAGUGGCCAAGUGCCCGGUCUGUGACCGGCCGGUGUACGCCGCCGAGGAGCGCGUGUCCGGCGGGCACAAGUACCACAAGACGUGCUUCAAGUGCAGCAUUUGCAACAAGGGUCUAGACUCGACCAACUGUUCUGAACACCAGAAGGAUCUGUUCUGCAAGCAGUGCCACGGCCGCCGCUACGGCCCCAAGGGCUAUGGCUUCGGAGGCGGAGCUGGCGCACUCAGCAUGGACACCGGUGAACACCUCGGCAACGUCGAGUCUGCCUCGAACAGCUACCACUACCCGCAGCUGCAGAAGAUCGCCCAGGCGCCGCCAGGCCAGGGCUGCCCGCGCUGCGGCGGCCGAGUCUACCAGGCGGAAGAGAUGCUGGCCAUGGGAAAGCUUUGGCACAAGGCCUGCUUUUCGUGCCUGCUGUGCCAGCGGCGGCUGGACUCGACCUCGCGGUGCGACGGAAGCGACGGCGAGCUGUACUGUACAGUGUGCUACAACCGCAAGUUCGGCCCGAAGGGCUACGGCUACGGUCAGGGCGCAGGCGCGCUGCAGAUGACGCUGACCGACGGCAGCGAGCUCGACGGCGAUGUGAUGACCAACAAGCCGACGGUGAACCUGCAGGCAUCCAUCCAGGCCCCGCCCGGCAAGGGCUGCCCCCGCUGCGGCGGUGCCGUCUUCGAGGCCGAGAAGAAGCAGUCCCGCUUCCGGGACUACCACAAGACUUGCUUUAACUGCAAGGAGUGCUCACGGAUCCUGGACUCAACCAACGCCUGUGAUGGCCCGGACAAGGACAUCUACUGCAAGCUGUGCUACUCCAAGAAGUACGGCCCCAAGGGCUACGGCUUCGGCUGUGGCGCGGCCUUCCUCCAGUCUGACACCAUCGACUCCGACGCGCCGGCGCAGGAGUGGUCGCGCAUGAACACCACCACCAUCAAGGCGUCGCCGGGCCAGGGAUGCCCUCGCUGUGGCGGCGCUGUGUUCGCGGCGGAGAUGAUGCUCUCCAAGGGACGCGAGUGGCACAAGUCCUGCUUCAGCUGCCACGACUGCAAGCGCCCUCUGGACUCCACCAUCGCCUGCGAUGGUCCCGACAAGGACAUCUACUGCAAGACCGACUAUGGGCGCCGCUUCGGCCCCAAGGGCUUCGGCUUCGGCCACAGCCCCACCCUGGUGUCCGGCUCGGUUGACGAACAAGUCCCGAACAGCGGCAUGAUUCAGCCAUCAAUGGGCAUGAAGGCAGCGCCAGGAGAGGGAUGCCCCCGCUGCGGGUUCGCUGUGUAUGCCGCUGAAGCCAUCCCCGUCAGGGACAGGAGCUACCACAAGAAGUGCUUCAACUGCAAGGAGUGUGCCAAAAGCAUGGACUCGACCAACGCAUGCAACGGCCCAGACCUCGAGAUCCACUGCCGCACCUGCUACGGCCGUCAGUUCGGCCCUAAGGGCGUCGGCUUCGGCAUGGGGGCGGGCGUGCUCAGCAUGGGCUAAGCGACCAGGCUGGCGGCGGUCGCGCCGAGGUCGCGGCGGCGCUGGCGGGCCGCGCCGCCGCCGCGCGAGGACGCGAGCGAUACGAGUCGGUGCGUCGGCCGCCGCCGACGGCCGUCCGCCCGGGGCGCCGUGCCACCUAGCCUUCCUGUACAUAGACGGACUAAUCUCGGUGCUCCUAGGUGGCACGGCGGCCGGCGGCGGGCGGCCGGCGGGAGCGCCGCGGCACCGGCAGGCGGCAUGGCGUCCGGGGCGGGCCGCUGGCGCGCGCCGGGCGGCCGGCGCCUCUGUGCGCCUCCCGGAGCUGUCAUGAGCGCCCCACGUUUGGGCUGCCGCAGCUGGUGGGUGCGACGCGCGCAGCACACGAGGGCGCCGGCGGCUCCCCGAGCGCGACGAGGCGGCAGGAGGGCGGGGCGGGGAGGGGUGAGCGCCGCCCCGGGGGCCGCGCGGCCGCGGUUUGAGCGGCACGCCCUCGGGGCCUGCUGACCGAAACGAAACCUACUGCGAUCGAUGCGUCAAACCAUGUCCGGGGUCGAGCCAUCGACCAAGCACACAGCUUGUUUGGAUUUAGAACUGUUUCAAUAUUAACACAGCGGCCAGAUGUUCCAUCGCAGCUCCUUGACAUGUAAAAGGAAAUAAAAGAUGACGUCGUGCA